CAACCAACUCUUUCUGCUGUCAAAAUGGCGUCGAGCAGGGACAGGCGGCACACGGAGACCGAAUCUCCGGUCGACUACGUCCAAGUUGACGGACUGGUCGUCCUCAAGAUCAUCAAACACUGCAGCGAAGAGGCCGGGGGCCUCCUCGAUGUCGCUCAGGGAGUCCUGCUAGGCCUAAUCAACAACAACUGCGUCGAGAUCACCAACUGCUUCCCGAUCCCGCCGCGCCACGCGGAGGAAGAAGAGGCAGAUGACCUCGAGUACCAGAUGGAAAUGAUGCGGCAGAUGCGUCACGUGAACGUCGACCACCUCCACGUCGGGUGGUACCAGAGCUCUAACUUCGGGAGCUUCUCGAACCGCCCCUUGCUCGAGUCCCAGUUCGGCUACCAGACCAACAUCACCGAGUCUGUGGUGCUCAUCUAUGACCCCGUGCGCACGACGCGGGGUUUCCUGUCCCUGCGCGCGUUCCGGCUCACGGACCCGGCCAUGAAGCUCCUCGGCGACAACGAGUUCAGCGCGGACAGCUUCAAGGCGGCGCGCUGCUCGUUCGAGAACAUGUUCGAGGAGAUCCCCGUGGUGAUCCGCAACUCGCACCUGGUGAACAUCCUGCUCUGCGAGCUGACGGAGUCCACGCCCGUCGACGUGGGCAAACAGCUGCUGGACAUGAGCACGGCGUUUGUUUUGGAAAAGAACCUGCAGGCUAUGAUGGGAUGCGUCGACGCACUCAACCAGGAGACAAACAAGUUCAUCAACUACCAGCGCCAGGUGAUGCGCCAGCAGCAGCAGAAAGCCCAGUUCCUGCAGAAGCGGGCGCAAGAAAACAGCACCCGCAUCCAGAAGGGCGAGCCGCCCCUGCCUGAGGAGGACAUCAACAAGCUCUUCAAGCCCAUCCCAGCACCCUCCCGCCUCGAGUCGGUGCUCCACUGCGGCCAGGUCAACUCGUACUGCCAGCAGGUGGCCCAGUUCUCCACCCAGAACCUGGGCAAGCUCUUCAUGGCGGAGGCACUCCAACUGGAGCACAAGCCCUCAGGUCUACUCUCCUAAGAGGGUAUACUCCUGAGGCCGUGAGGUUGAGUUGCUAGGUAACACGUGCUGUGCGGAAACGAGGGAUGGGCAUGCGAACAGGAGCUGAGGAUGGCUUGUUUUCUUUUUCUUUCUUUCUGCACAUAUGGGGGAAGGGGGGUGAUGAGCAAAUUUUUGGGAGGAGCUCCGGGAGAGGGGGCUUUCCUUACUUCUGUUUCUUUCCGUGUUUGGUUUGUUACGGAGGCAGGUGCAAAUUUUGUUUUCGUGAAACCUAAUUUGAGGCAGGGGUUUAUCCAAGAUUGACAAUCUGGCAGGAGUGUAGCAAAUUUCUGGGAGGAGCGCUGCUGGUGUGAACUUUAUAGGUAUGUGUACUUUGUUGUAGGAAAUCCUUGGGGGCUGUAUAAAUCGCCUCUGGAGAGUGUCGCAAACAUUGCUGUCGGGAUUCAGUCGUCGAUUGGUUUGGUUACGCCUGGACGAUUAUGGGUUGCUGAGGUCGUGCAGUGUGGGGAAGAAUGCCAUACGUUAGAGAUUCGAAUGUUGUUUACAACUUUUUCGGUUGAUUUGACUGUUUUGAUGGGGGGAGGGGAGCCGUCCUCACUUACAUAACGCGUUGCUGAAAGCUGGCAUGCCGGUAGUUGCAACUUCAGCUUUUUGAUAAUGUUGGCCUCAGUGAAUAAAAAUUCCUUUUUGA
Ixodes scapularis (black-legged tick) is the source of this 1714-nucleotide messenger RNA. It is a transcript of the gene eIF3h, whose product is annotated as eukaryotic translation initiation factor 3 subunit H. The transcript is spliced from 2 exons. Gene Ontology annotation, molecular function: protein binding; metallopeptidase activity; translation initiation factor activity. The coding region runs from base 25 to 1044 and encodes 339 amino acids. Gene Ontology annotation, cellular component: eukaryotic translation initiation factor 3 complex; cytoplasm; cytosol. The record is from RefSeq and is a predicted model, not a curated record. Lineage: Eukaryota; Metazoa; Arthropoda; Arachnida; Ixodida; Ixodidae.